AUGAUAUGGGGUCAGAAAUGGCUUCCUUCUCCUAUUUCUCAUUGUGUCCAAUCUCCUGUACAAGUCUUAACAGCAGAUGCAAGGGUGGCUGAAUUAAUUGAUGAGGAGAGAAAGGAAUGGAAAGUGGAUUUGAUUGCUAGGGUUUUUAACAAGGAAGAAGCAGACAUGAUUUGUGCCAUACCCAUUAGCUGUUUUGGGGCAGCUGAUAGGAGGUUUUGGGGCUUCUCAAAGACAGGUAAGAUCACUGUAAAAAGUGCGUACCAUGCUGAUGUCCAAUGGAAGAUAGAAAGGAAAGGGUGUUCCUCUAAAGGGAAUAGGUAUGCUGAUCAGUGGAAGAAGGUGUGGUCUAUGGAGGUGCCUGGGGGCUAUAAGCACUUUGUCUGGAAUGCUUUGAAUAAUGCCUUACCCACAAGAAUUAAUCUGUUCAAAAGGAAGGUGAUUGAGGAUUCCAUAUGUCCGGUUUGUAAAAGAGAAGAGGAGGAUGUUAAGCAUGCAUUGUGGUGCUGUCCUGCGGCUGCUGAUGUGUGGGCUGAAGCGGAAAGCCUGGUGAGGAAGUGGAGGAAUCAAGUGCAAGAUUUCACUAGUUUGUGGAUGGAGUUGAUUAAAAGGCUUUCAAAGGGUUGUCUGGAAAGAGUUGUUGCUAUCAUGAGGGGUAUUUGGGGGAGGAGGAAUGCUUUUCUUUUUGAAAAUAAGUUUGGUAGUACUGGUAAAGUGGUGAGAUUGGCUUUGGUGUGCUUAGAGGAGUAUCAGUAG
This is a messenger RNA of Juglans regia (Persian walnut), 753 nucleotides long. RefSeq lists its product as uncharacterized. The coding region runs from base 1 to 753 and encodes 250 amino acids. The record is from RefSeq and is a predicted model, not a curated record. NCBI's taxonomy places the organism in Eukaryota, Viridiplantae, Streptophyta, Magnoliopsida, Fagales, Juglandaceae. The transcript has a single exon.